Molecule: messenger RNA, 153 nt
Organism: Plasmopara halstedii
Lineage: Eukaryota; Oomycota; Peronosporomycetes; Peronosporales; Peronosporaceae
Exons: 2
Coding region: 1-153 (50 amino acids)
Source: RefSeq, a predicted model, not a curated record
AUGAUUUGUCAUGUUAUUGGUAUUAGACACUGGCCAGACCGCAAAGUUCGUGGUCUUAAGCACUCGCUCCAGGAGCUCGAGCAGCGCCAGCACCAAGCUCAAGACAGUCUAGGUCUCCCACUUUCAGAAAAGCAGCCGCGCCUUUUGCGCUAG